AUUUCUGUUCACACCCAGAGUGGAAAUCACGUGCCUUUGGAAAAUCACCAUCUGCUGAGAGAAGUCGGCGGAUGUCGGCAGAACCUGGAUGGGCAGCAAGACCUUGCUGUCGCUGCGGCUGAAGAGGAGCAGACAUCAAGGCCAGCCCUGCAUCUGCUCGCUGAACAUCAACUUCGCUCCUCUUUUGUUUCAGCUGUAGUUGGGUGAGAUCAAUUACGGCAGGUGACAAGCACAAGGAGACAGAAACACAGAGGCUGAGAGAAAAGAGGAUAAGAUCCCUUGGCAGUGACAGCAUUUCCAGCCCUGCUCUCCACAGAGGGGAGGAGCAUUCCCAGCGAUGGAGUUGAGUGGCACAGCCCUGAGCUGCACGCCUGCUGCCUUCGUGCUUCUGCAUCUGGGCCUGAUCUCCAGUAUGGCUCACCAAAAUGAAUUCCAGACUGGGCUUGCAGGAGGGGAGGUGACCCUGAACUGCACAGGCAUACUUCCUGAUUCACAGUUAUCUCGGGACACCGUUGUGAGCUGGAAGUACUCUGAUACUCUUCUAUGGCGUAUGGAAAAUAAUAAUAGAUAUUGGAAAAAACAAACUUUCAUUACUGACCGCUCUGACAUCAAGAUGCAAUAUAAACAACUGUGGGUGCGGAAUUUGAAGCUCUCCGACGCCGGCAUCUACACCUGUGAAUAUGGCACUCGCAAAGUCCGCACCUCACUGCAUAUCUUAAAUUUGACAAUCUCUUUGCGUGGGCAUUUUCUGCAAAAUGAAGUCCCUGAACUGAUUUUAAUUCAAAAUUCAUCCACUCCUCCACCCCAUCUCAGCAUCACAUUGUUUGACAGUAACAAUAACAGAGUAACACCAGAAAUACAAAACAAGAGCCCUCAAGAAUACAUCAUGAAUUUAAAGAAGCUGGAGACUAUGGACAGCGGGACCUGGGUGUGUCAGAUCCAUUCAGACUCUCCAUUGAUUAAUCAGAACAUCUCCUUUGAUGUGAAGGUAUUAGGUUUUCAGAAUCCAGAUUUAGAAAGAAAGUAUGCAACUGUUGAUAGCCCUGUCAUCUUGUCAUGGCGUCUAAACUCCCAGAAGAUAAAAUGGAGAGAAGGUUUCACAGGACAGCUGAUUUGGAAACAACAGGAAAGUGCAAAAUCUCAUGAGCUGCUUGAUUUCAAUGUCACAGCACAAGGACAGCUCCAUGAGAUUAAAAAAAGCAACAACUUGCUGUUUGAGAUACCUGAAAGAAAACCUGAAAGUACCAUAGAAGUGAAGCUCCCCAAAGUCCAUCUCAACCAUUCUGGCCAGUACCAGUGCCAGCUGGAGUACGAAAGAAGACAGGCACAGAGCAAGAUAGAGCUGGUGGUGAUGAAAGUCUCAGCUCACCCUGCUGGGCCACUCUCCAGAGGGGCCAAUGUGACCCUGACCUGCCAGGUCUCUGGACCGCUCGCACCCGAUGCCUACUUGCUCUGGGAACGUGUGAAUGGCACUAAGAUGGACAUUAAGAACUCAAAGCAGCGUGAAGUAAAGUUGGAGGUGAACAUCAGCACUGCAGGGCUGUGGAGCUGUCACCUCAUAGAAGGCAGUGACAAAAAGAUCAGCUUUCAUUACCACGUGGAGGAAGCUUCUGUUUGGAUUAACUCUGUGAUAAUUGGAGCAAGCAUUGGAGGCAGUUUAUUGGCGUUUGCCCUUGGCUGCCUGUGCAUCACCAGUGGUAUAAGCUGGCAGCGGAGAAGGCAACGAGCAAAAAGGAUGGCACAAGCAAGACAACACUUGCUGGAAAACAAGACAUGUCAGUGUCAACACCGGCUGAAAAAGUAAUACUGCAGCACUGACAUCACGAGGACUGAUGAAGUCUCUGCCUGUACCUAACCACCUGGCAGCCCACAGUGCUCUGUGAAUCCAUCUCCCAUUCUCCUGUUUUAAUGAAAUUCUUUAUUCCUUCAUCAUUCCCCCAGUCUAAUGCCAUGGAGGGAGGUUGUCUGGCUAGGAGCCAGUGGACCAGACAAGAAACCCCGAGGGGCUAUGAUUGAUCCUCAAUUCUAUAAUGAGAGAUGCUGAACAGAAGAUAUGUGUAUAUACACACACACACACACACAUACAUAUAUAAUAUGCUUGUAUUUUGUUCAUGUACUUAAUUUGACCUCCUUGUGGAACCAAUUUUAUGCGCUUCUUUUAUCUGCCUGAGCGACAAUAAAUUACUUUGGGGUUGGGAGUUA
Messenger RNA from Motacilla alba alba, 2202 nucleotides. RefSeq names its product CD4 molecule (gene CD4). The transcript is spliced from 10 exons. Gene Ontology annotation, cellular component: external side of plasma membrane; membrane raft. NCBI's taxonomy places the organism in Eukaryota, Metazoa, Chordata, Aves, Passeriformes, Motacillidae. The record is from RefSeq and is a predicted model, not a curated record. Gene Ontology annotation, molecular function: MHC class II protein binding; protein tyrosine kinase binding. Gene Ontology annotation, biological process: positive regulation of ERK1 and ERK2 cascade; T cell activation; interleukin-15-mediated signaling pathway. Bases 338 to 1804 code for a protein of 488 amino acids.